AAAGCGCCCAGCCCGGGCGGCGCGGGGCGGCGCGGCUCUCGGAGCUGCGGGGCGCUGGGGCAGCGGCCAAGUGGGGUCCCCGGAAGUGCCCCGCGGGGGCGCCGCCACCUGCAGCCGGCUGCGCGCAUCUUUUCUCGGCCAAGGCCAGGGAAGGAGCGGCUGCUGGACACCACCUGGCCGAGGCACCGGGGCCGUAGGGUGUGCGGAGUGGCCCGCGUCGCCGCGGAGAUGGCACGGCACGUGCGGUGACGGCGCCCGCGCCCCGAGGGUCCCAGCCUUGCGCCCUGCGUCCCCGGGAGAGGAUGGAGCUCCCGGAGCCCGAGCUGAUCCGGCAGAGCUGGCGGGCAGUGAGCCGCAGCCCGCUGGAGCACGGCACCGUCCUGUUCGCCAGGCUGUUUGACCUGGAGCCUGACCUGCUGCCCCUCUUCCAGUACAACUGCCGCCAGUUCUCCAGCCCCGAGGACUGUCUCUCCUCCCCGGAGUUCCUGGACCACAUCAGGAAGGUGAUGCUCGUGAUUGAUGCUGCGGUGACCAAUGUGGAGGACCUGUCCUCACUGGAGGAGUACCUUGCCAGCUUGGGAAGAAAGCACCGGGCAGUGGGCGUGAAGCUCAGCUCCUUCUCGACGGUGGGUGAGUCCCUGCUCUACAUGCUGGAGAAGUGUCUGGGCCCCGCCUUCACCCCAGCCACGCGGGCCGCUUGGAGCCAGCUCUACGGGGCCGUGGUGCAGGCCAUGAGUCGAGGCUGGGAUGGCCAGUGAGAGGCGACCCCCGCCCAGCGGCCCCCGUCUUCCCGUGUCCGUGGUAGCCCAGGCUCCCCCAGGCCUCCCUGCAUCGCCCUCCUCCCCACUCCCUCGUGCUGGAGAGGCGAUGGGACAGGGCUGCGUCUCACCCCUCCCCAGCCACAGAAGGAGCAGCUCUUCCUUCAGGAGGGGCUUCUGAUGUCCCCUCACCCCAAGUAGCCUCUUCCCUGCCUGCCUCUUCCCCUGUCGGGCAAACCCCCUUGCCCCAUGAGAGCAGAGUUUGGGUGGC
Molecule: messenger RNA, 1029 nt
Organism: Lemur catta (Ring-tailed lemur)
Lineage: Eukaryota; Metazoa; Chordata; Mammalia; Primates; Lemuridae
Gene: NGB
Product: neuroglobin
Exons: 4
Coding region: 303-758 (151 amino acids)
Molecular function (GO): heme binding; oxygen binding
Source: RefSeq, a predicted model, not a curated record